Strongylocentrotus purpuratus (purple sea urchin) is the source of this 3920-nucleotide messenger RNA. It is a transcript of the gene pus10, whose product is annotated as putative tRNA pseudouridine synthase Pus10. Gene Ontology annotation, biological process: tRNA pseudouridine synthesis. Gene Ontology annotation, molecular function: RNA binding; pseudouridine synthase activity. The transcript is spliced from 18 exons. Lineage: Eukaryota; Metazoa; Echinodermata; Echinoidea; Camarodonta; Strongylocentrotidae. The coding region runs from base 16 to 2025 and encodes 669 amino acids. The record is from RefSeq and is a predicted model, not a curated record.
ACUUUUUGUCGAUGCAUGCAGCAUUUUGUCCGGUUGAAGAUACCGUAUAAUUGGAUUCAGUGCAGUGCAGUGGCUUGCACGUUUUCCGAUCCUGUGUGGCGGUUGCUUGUGCUAAAUACGAGCUUUACGACGAUGGAUGAUGAAUCAAAAACUGUACUGAUGCUGCGCAGCCUCCACUGUUGUCAGAGGUGUGUCCUGAGAUUCUUGGGAAGGAAGCAUAUUCAUGUCUAUGCUAACCCUUUAGAGUCCUGCCCAUCUUUAUGGAAACUAGAAGUGAGAGAAGGAGGUCCACAGGAAGAUAGCCCAAUUACUGAUCAAGCUGAACAGCCCGAGAUACCAAAGGAAGGAAGCAAAGGGGAAGAAAUCUGCCCCGCAGAUCAGUCUGAGUCGCCAAAAGAAGGGAUUAAAGGGGAAGAAAUCUGCCCAGCUGAUCAGCCUGAGUCGCCAAAAGAAGGGAUUAAAGGGGAAGAAAUCUGCUCAGCUGAUCAGCCCGAGUUACCAAAAGAAGGGAUUAAAGGGGAAGAAAUCUGCCCCGCUGAUCAGUCUGAGUCGCCAAAAGAAAGGAUUAAAGGGGAAGAAAUCUGCUCAGCUGAUCAGCCCGAGUUACCAAAGGAAUCGUGCAAAGGGGAAGACAUCUGCCCAGCUGAACAGCCUGAGUUACCAAAAGAAGGGAGCAAUGGGGAACAGACCUGUCCAGCUUGUCUUGGUAUACUCCAAACAUUGUGCAAUGAAGAGACUGUGGAAAAGAUUUGUUCUGAUGUGGAAGCCUUGAACUACGAUUUCAAGAAUUACAUGCUGACUCUUGCACUCCCUCUUCAGUUGGAUAUUAGACAGCAUUGUUUGCUUACCCAUCUCAAUGAAAUCUGCAAAUUAUCUCUGAAGUCCACUGACAUCACCCCAAUCAAGGAUGUCUUCAAGUGGGUUUGUGGUCGGCUCUUCAGCACUCGCUUCCAGGUCAGAUUCUCACCAAAGAGCCCUUUUGAAGUUGGCUUGAGUUUUCAGCAUGGGGAGACGCAAGGAGAGGUAGACACAUUGUAUGAUGAGGUAACUGAUAAAGAACCAGCAAACAAAAGACGGAAGUUUGGAAGGUAUGCUCACAAGAAGAAGAAAGAAGAAGGACCAACCAGACAAGUCAUUGAAAGUGCUCUUAGAGGUCUUACCAGCAGGCAUCUUAAGAGAUUGCUUCCACACCCACCCACCAUGCCUCAGAGUGGGUCUUCAUAUUCCAUUGAAUGUCUACAUGAACCUGUUUUCCUUGCAGGGCGUUACACCAAGCACUCUCGUCACCUGUCACAAACACCAUGGAUCCUAGAAGGUGAAAGGAAAACAGAAUCCUCUGUAGAGGAGCAUAUAUGUCAACCAAUUCAGGAAACCUUGAGAGCAGUAGAUUAUCGAUUUGCUUCAUCUGGUAGAGAGGAUGUUGAUGUAAGAACAUUAGGGAAAGAUUUAUAUUACACCCUAUGGUUUGCCUUUCAAUUUACUUUAGGGAGACCAUUUGUGGUAGAGGUUCUCAAUCCACGUAAGAAUGUUGUCUGCACAGAAGCAUGUAAGGAACUUCAAGAGGAGAUUAAUAGAAGAACCACAGAUGUUGGUGUGAGAGAUCUUCAGAUUGUUGGCAGAGAUGCGACUAUGAAACUAAAGGAAGGAGAGACUGAGAAGAGCAAGUCUUACAUGGCCUUGGUGAGAGUAGCAUCACCAGUCAGCCAAGAAGAUCUGCAAUUACUCAAUACUGAUCAAGAAGUAGUUCUGAAGCAGAAAACUCCAAUCCGAGUUCUUCACAGACGUCCACUUGCUACGAGGGAGCGUUCUGUAUACUCCAUGUCAACAGAAAGAGUAGAUGACCUUAACUUUAAACUCUUUUUAUGCACACAAGCAGGAACAUAUAUUAAGGAGUUUGUACAUGGGGACCUUGGCAGAACCCAGCCUAACGUAGGAACAAUACUCAAGACAGAUGCUGAUAUUACCAUGCUGGAUGUCACAGCUGUGCAUGUAGAGUGGCCACCAGAAUUACCAGUAGAUGACUAGAUACGAUUCCAAAGAGGUAACAAACCAAACAACAGCAACAAAGGGCAGCCAAAUUGAGAACAGUAGUAGCUACUAUGUACAAGCUUUAUUGUAUAAAAAUGUUACAGGUGUCAGAGCUACAAACAUUUUACAGGAACAGAUCAAAAGGCACAACAAUUACAGGGUGAAAGGUAGUUGACCUUAUGUAAUAUUACACUUUACAUUGCUGAAUGUUAAAUGGAAAUUAUACGAAAUAAUUAUUCUGUUAACUAGCAAAGGAAAGGCAAAUAUUUUGAGAUAUUUUUUGAAAUAUUUUUUAGAAUUUGAAUAUUAGUAGUGCAGAUUAAGUUGUCAUUGAUUUUUUUUAAACAGUUGUUUUCAUCCUACAACUAAUAAAUUGGUAGCGCUUUGAUAUUUUCUCCAAUGAUGCCUAAUCAUUAUUAAUUUGACAAUCAUGAUUGUACUUGGUUUGUGAUGAAGGAUGUCUCAUAUAGCACUGAAUUUAUGACCAAAAAAUCAUCAAUUUACAUGUGAUAUUCAGAAUAUGCUACAAAGGCAAGGCAAGCUAAAAAAAACAAAAACAUGACUACUGGUAAGCUGAAAGUGAAAGCAUAGUACGGAAACAAGUUGUUUAUUAAAAUCAUGGAAUGAUUAAAAUAUUAAAAUAACUAUUGCUUACAUUAUUUGAUUUUAUUAUUUGAAUUUUAUAUUAUGUCAAAAUAUAAACAAAAGAGCACAGAAAUAUACAAGUUUUUUAUGUUUAUCUUCAAACUGAUUGCUAUUUGAUAUAUUGAAUUUUUGCCUACUUUAUAAUGGCCUUUUACUUGCUAUAACUUGUAUUCCACUCAAUCCAGAAGCUGCAUUCAGAAAAUAAACUUGCUUGGAACUCAUUUCUAAGAUAUUAAUGGUCAAAUGCAUUAAAAAAUAUAGGUAAAACUCAUAUGGUUAACUAAACUGUGAUCAUGCUGAAAAUGUGUAUAGUCUAAACUUUAAAUCAAGAUCAUAUUUAACUGAUACUAUAAAUUCUGGACCAAGUUGUUUCACAAGGUCUUCAAAUCCUCUGAAAUCAGUUUACAGAAAAAUUGCCAAAAUUACAUUUAUCAACAUUAAAUAUUAAUUUGAGGUUUAAUUGUCAGUUGUGAUUUUUUUUAUUUCAUUAAAGUACUAAUUUUGAUCAUACAUUUUGUAUCAUUGUUAAUGUGUUACAUCUAAGUAAGAAGUUAUUUCAUACACAUGUGUUGGAACAGAUUUAGAUUUUUUUCUUCAAAUAGAUUUUUUCUUUUUCAUUUUUCAUUUACAUAUCUUUCUUGAUAAAAUGCAUGUAGGCAUCUUGUGGUUGCCUAGCACAGCAAACGAUGUUCCUCGUCACCCAUCAAGAUCCUGCAAGAACAUAGAAGAGGAGAAAAUAUGACUAAGAAUAAUCUUUCUGACAAUUUUUAAAGAAGAACAUUAGAUAUUUUUCAACACGGAGACCAAGGUUGUGUUUUAUUCCUCCAUAAGCUCUAGAGAGACCAUUUACAUCACAGCAGUCUGACAAAUUAUUAAAUUUAUGUUCUUUUUUUAUAUCCAAUCAACUUUAGAGUGUAAAAUCUGUGAAUUUAAUGCAACUAUAAGCCUCUAUCAUAUUAUGUUGCUGGUUUUGUGAAAUGAUGAUUACAUAGGCUUAAGCACUGCAGAUUUGUCAGAUCGCAAAAAACAAGGGAUGUGGGUGAUUGAAAAAGGUUGGUUGGGUUGGUUGGAUGUUAAGACUAUUUUUCCAUUACCUGGGAGACCUAAGAAUAGAUACACCCAUGUACAUGCAUGUACUUUGAUGUAAUGAAAUUGCGAAUGGAGUCAUUGCUUGUCGAUCUUGACUGUUUGUGAGAUGAUGACUAUGCAAAUAAAUCACCUUUAUUGGGAUAGCUUGCCUUAGGUAA